UUAAAAAUUACGGAAGUAAAAAAGCGUAACUAACCGGUGAGUGGGAAAAGAUGGUGGUGACGGAGGAGGAAAUGGGGAGGCUCCACCGCAUAAGGAGGACGGUGAUGCAGAUGCUGAGGGACAGGGGCUACCUGGUGGGCGAUUUCGAGAUCAACAUGUCGAAGCGGGAUUUCGUGAACAAGUACGGCGAGCACAUGAAGCGCGAGGAUCUCGUCUUCAACAAAUCAAAGAAGGAUAACUCCGGCGACCAGAUCUACGUCUUCUUCCCGGAGGAGGUUAAGGUCGGCGUGAAGACCAUGAAGACCUACACCAACCGCAUGAACUCCGAAAACGUCUUCAGAGCCAUCCUCGUCCUCCAGACCAGCCUCACUCCCUUCGCCAGAACCUGCAUCAGCGAAAUCGCAUCCAAAUUUCACCUGGAGGUUUUUCAGGAGGCCGAGCUUCUCGUUAACAUAAAGGACCAUUGCCUUGUUCCCGAGCAUCAAGUUCUCAAUCAAGCCGAGAAGAAAACCUUGCUUCAGAGAUACACUGUCAAAGAAACUCAGUUACCUAGGAUUCAGGUGACAGAUCCUGUUGCAAGAUAUUAUGGAUUGAAGCGUGGGCAAGUAGUCAAGAUAAUUCGGCCGAGUGAAACUGCUGGCAGAUAUGUUACCUACCGAUUUGUUGUUUAACAAUUUUCUUUAAUUUAUUGGCUACCCUAUACUGCUUUUUUUUUUUGUGUGUGGAUAUUUUGCAUACUAAUGGAUAGAGUCAUAUACAGCUUUCUUUUGCAAGGCUGUGAUCGUUGAAAUUUUGCAAUAAAAAAUUAUAUGUUACAUAUUCAUAUACUAAGUGAUACUUGUUACAGUUGAUAAUGUCAGUUUGUUAUAUUGGACUUUGUUUCUAUGCGUUAUAGACCAGUAGGUUCUUUUGGUAAUUUAGUGACGGUGAGAACAAAGGGAGGUUCAUUUAUUUCUUAGUUUCUAGGCAUCAUGUUGUACAAGUUGGUGGCUUCUUCCUACCUCCUGAUUGUCAAAUUUAACCAUGAUUUAGGUGCAAACCUUACUGGAAAUAUUGUCAAGUCAUUUGAGAUUAAAUUCCUUCUUCAGUGGUCUUGAAUUCAUUUACUUAGUAUACACACAAAGGAGCAUGCUAAGUGAGAAAAUGAAAGUAAUUGAUUUAAGUCUGCUACGGGAAUUGGUUUCAUAUGUUGUAAUAUUCCCUAUUUUGCUCCUUGCAUUUGCCUCUCAAACACGUCCCUUGCUAAUAUCUUGAAAAAGAUAUUAGAGCUAUGAUUUUUAUUUUUUGUUGGGUGUACAAGGAAAAGACAAAGUUAGAAUUUA
Messenger RNA from Cajanus cajan (pigeon pea), 1322 nucleotides. RefSeq names its product DNA-directed RNA polymerases II and IV subunit 5A. Lineage: Eukaryota; Viridiplantae; Streptophyta; Magnoliopsida; Fabales; Fabaceae. Gene Ontology annotation, cellular component: RNA polymerase III complex; RNA polymerase II, core complex; RNA polymerase I complex. The record is from RefSeq and is a predicted model, not a curated record. Gene Ontology annotation, biological process: transcription elongation by RNA polymerase I; tRNA transcription by RNA polymerase III; transcription by RNA polymerase II. Gene Ontology annotation, molecular function: DNA binding.